Sparassis crispa is the source of this 1842-nucleotide messenger RNA. RefSeq lists its product as hypothetical. The coding region runs from base 1 to 1842 and encodes 613 amino acids. The transcript is spliced from 4 exons. NCBI's taxonomy places the organism in Eukaryota, Fungi, Basidiomycota, Agaricomycetes, Polyporales, Sparassidaceae. The record is from RefSeq and is a predicted model, not a curated record.
AUGAAUGUUGAUGAACCUGCAGAUCUGCACGCACCCGUCGAGUCUAUUUCUGAGGGCCAUACACCAUUUGACACUUACCUGCCUCCCCCCGAGUACUCUCCUGUGCCGGACUCUCCUACACAUAGUCUAGAAAGCGAGCAUGCCUCAAAACGUGCACGUGUUGACGAUGUUGAGGAUGAAGACAACUUACCGGCGGGUCAAUUUUGCGAGCAUUUUAGUGAUCCCGCAGCCACAGUCAUUGGCGCUGCGAAGACAGACUUCGAGCUCCACCGAGAUGGUAUGAAUGCCACGGAUUCGAUGCCAUUCUCACCAUUUGCUGAUGAAGAGGAGUGGGAGUUAUCUGAGUGGCUUAUGAAAAACCUGGGUCAAAACUGUAUUGACGAGUAUCUCAGCUUACCUAUUACUCGCAAUCGCACACAGCCAUCCUUCCAUAAUACACGUGCCUUCCUGCAGAAGAUAGAUGAGCUACCUACUGGGCCUGAAUGGACAUGCAAGAAGGUCUGUGUGAUGGGGAAUCUCACCGGAGAAGACGACCAACCGUUGACAGAGGAGCUGGAGUUGUGGACCAGGGAUCCUCUUGAAUAUCAUGCGGGAUCAUGCCACAUUUACAAUGAAAUGUGGACGGGCGACUGGUGGUGGCAAACACAAGAAAAGCUCCCCAAUGGCGCGGUCAUUGCACCAGUCAUUCUUGCAUUGGACAAGACCAAGCUCUCACAGUUUCAUGGAGACAAGUCGGUGUGGCCGGUGUACUUGACCAUCGGCAAUAUCUCAAAAGAAACAAGAUGCGCGUCAUCUUCUCGCGCAAUGAUACUCAUCGGAUACCUCCCAGUGACCAAACUCACCUGUUUCAGUGACAAGAGUCGAUCUCUUGCUGGAUACUGCCUCUUUCACCACUGCAUGUCCCUCCUCCUUGUGCCGCUCGUGGAUGCUGCUACUAAUGGCGUUGACAUGGUGUGCACGGACACAUUUAUCUGCCGCGUGUUCCCAAUUGUGGCCUCGUAUGUCGCAGAUUAUCCUGAGCAAUGCUUGGUUGCCUGUUGCAGUGAAAACAGCUGUCCAUGGUGCACAGUUGAUCCCAAGCGAUGUGGGAAACUUCUUGACACACUUGAAUGGUGCGACCCUGAAGAAACAUAUGAGACCCUCCAGAAGCAGAAGAAUGGACUUCAACCUGCUGUUUUUGAGGAAGAAAACCUAUGUGCCAUGUACAAACCAUUCUGGCAUGAUCUACCACACUGCAACAUCUUCUCCUGCUUCACCCCAGACUUGCUGCACCAGCUGCAUAAAGGUGUUUUCAAAGAUCAUCUCGUUAGCUGGUGUAUGACCUUGGUCAGUGAAAAGGAGAUGGACGCAUGCUUCAAAGCAUUAGCUGGCUAUCCUGAACUCAGGCACUUUAAAAAAGGUGUCUCUAUCGUCACGCAGUGGACAGGUACUGAGCACAAAGAGAUGCAGUGCGUCUUUGUGGCGCUUCUCGUGGGCGCUGUCCCUCCAAAGGUCCUCACAGUUGUGCGGGUGCUCUUAGACUUCAUCUACCUUGCGCAGUUCUGCCUUCACACCUCCACGAGUCUCGCUCGCCUUGAUACAUGCCUCAAGCUAUUUCAUGAGCACAAAGAUGUGCUCAUCGACUUCAAGGUGCACAUGCAUUUCAACAUCUCGAAGCUCCACUCCCUUCAACAUUAUGUAAAUGCCAUCCAACUGUAUGGCAUGGCUGAUAGCUUCAAUACCGAACUACCCGAGCGACUGCACAUUGACUAUGCCAAGGAGGCCUAUCGGGCAAGUAACAGGUGCGAUUAUGAGGAGCAAAUGGCCCUAUGGUUGCAGCGCCAGGAGGCUAUCUUUCGAUGA